Messenger RNA from Meriones unguiculatus (Mongolian gerbil), 4345 nucleotides. It is a transcript of the gene Gtf2i, whose product is annotated as general transcription factor IIi. Gene Ontology annotation, molecular function: DNA-binding transcription factor activity. Gene Ontology annotation, biological process: transcription by RNA polymerase II. The record is from RefSeq and is a predicted model, not a curated record. Gene Ontology annotation, cellular component: nucleus. The transcript is spliced from 35 exons. Bases 140 to 3139 code for a protein of 999 amino acids. Lineage: Eukaryota; Metazoa; Chordata; Mammalia; Rodentia; Muridae.
CGGCGGUGACAGGAGACGGCCGAGACGCGGGCCCUCGCCCUCACCUCCACCCGCGCGCCGCUCGCCGCCGCCGAGGCCCUCCGCUCGCUUCGCUGGCCGCAUCCCCUCCCCGACCCUCCCCGGCUGCACUUCGGAAGUGAUGGCCCAAGUAGCGAUGUCCACAAUGCCUGCCGAAGAUGAGGAGUCCUCAGAGAGCAGGAUGGUGGUGACGUUCCUCAUGUCUGCCCUGGAGUCCAUGUGUAAGGAGCUGGCCAAGUCCAAGGCUGAGGUCGCCUGCAUCGCCGUGUAUGAGACAGACGUGUUUGUUGUUGGAACUGAGAGAGGACGUGCUUUUGUCAAUACCAGAAAAGAUUUCCAAAAAGAUUUUGUAAAAUAUUGUGUUGAAGAAGAGGAAAAGGCCACUGAGAUGCAUAAGAUGAAGUCGCCGACGCAGACGAAUCGGAUGAGCGUGGAUGCUGUGGAAAUCGAAACCCUCAGAAAGACGGUGGAGGAUUAUUUCUGUUUUUGCUAUGGGAAAGCUUUAGGCAAAUCCACAGUGGUCCCUGUGCCGUAUGAGAAGAUGCUGCGGGACCAGUCGGCUGUGGUGGUCCAGGGACUUCCCGAGGGAGUUGCCUUCAAGCAUCCUGAGCACUACGACCUUGCAACCUUGAAGUGGAUUUUGGAGAACAAGGCAGGGAUUUCGUUCAUCAUUAAGAGACCUUUCCUUGAGCCGAAGAAACACCUUGGUGGUCGAGUGAUGGCAGCAGAUGCUGAGAGGCCCCUCCUGUCUCCUGGUGGAAGCUGUGGCCCCAUCAAAGUGAAAACGGAGCCCACAGAAGAUUCUGGCAUUUCUCUGGAAAUGGCUGCUGUGACAGUGAAGGAGGAGUCAGAAGACCCUGACUACUAUCAGUAUAAUAUUCAAGCAGGCCCUUCUGAAACUGAUGAUGUUGAUGAAAAGCUCCCCCUUUCGAAGGCUUUGCAAGGAAGCCAUCAUUCUUCAGAAGGCAACGAAGGAACAGAAGUGGAAGUGCCAGCAGAAGAUUCUACUCAACAUGUCCCUUCAGAAACAAGUGAGGACCCUGAAGUUGAGGUGACUAUUGAAGAUGAUGAUUACUCCCCACCCACCAAGAGGCCAAAGAGCAGUGAGCCGCCGCCGCCCCCGCCCGUCCCGGAACCCACCAAUGCAGGGAAGCGCAAAGUGAGGGAGUUCAACUUCGAGAAAUGGAAUGCACGCAUCACCGACCUGCGGAAACAAGUUGAAGAGUUGUUCGAAAGAAAAUACGCUCAAGCUAUAAAAGCCAAAGGUCCGGUGACGAUCCCAUACCCUCUUUUCCAGUCCCAUGUUGAAGAUCUUUAUGUAGAAGGGCUUCCGGAAGGGAUUCCUUUUAGAAGGCCAUCGACAUACGGCAUUCCUCGCCUUGAGAGGAUAUUGCUGGCCAAGGAAAGGAUCCGCUUUGUGAUUAAGAAACACGAGCUUCUGAACUCCACACGGGAAGAUUUACAGCUUGAUAAGCCAACAUCAGGAGUAAAGGAAGAGUGGUACGCGCGGAUCACCAAAUUGAGGAAGAUGGUUGACCAGCUUUUCUGCAAGAAAUUUGCUGAGGCCUUGGGGAGCACUGAAGCCAAGGCUGUACCAUACCAAAAAUUUGAGGCCCAUCCCAAUGAUCUCUACGUGGAAGGACUUCCAGAAAACAUUCCUUUCCGAAGCCCCUCAUGGUAUGGAAUCCCAAGACUGGAAAAAAUCAUCCAAGUGGGCAAUCGAAUUAAAUUUGUUAUCAAAAGACCAGAACUUCUGACUCACAGUACAACUGAAGUGACUCAGCCACGGACAAAUACGCCAGUCAAAGAAGAUUGGAAUGUCAGAAUCACCAAGCUCCGCAAGCAAGUGGAGGAGAUCUUUAAUUUGAAGUUUGCUCAAGCUCUCGGCCUCACGGAGGCCGUGAAGGUGCCGUAUCCUGUGUUCGAAUCGAAUCCAGAGUUCCUGUACGUGGAAGGGCUCCCUGAAGGGAUUCCCUUCCGAAGCCCCACCUGGUUUGGGAUUCCACGCCUCGAGAGGAUUGUUCGUGGGAGCAAUAAGAUCAAGUUUGUUGUUAAAAAGCCUGAGCUGGUUGUGUCCUACUUGCCUCCUGGGAUGGCUAGCAAAGUCAACACUAAAGCAUUGCAGUCCCCAAAACGACCUCGAAGCCCUGGGAGCAACUCCAAGGUCCCGGAGAUUGAGGUCACUGUGGAAGGCCCCAAUAACAACAGCCCUCAGCCCUCCACCGUUCGAACUCCCACCCAGACCAACGGUUCAAAUGUUCCCUUCAAGCCUCGAGGCAGAGAGUUUUCCUUCGAGGCUUGGAACGCUAAGAUCACAGACCUGAAGCAGAAAGUGGAAAACCUUUUCAAUGAAAAAUGCGGCGAAGCUCUUGGCCUUAAGCAGGCUGUGAAAGUGCCGUUCGCGUUGUUCGAGUCCUUCCCGGAAGACUUCUAUGUAGAAGGCUUACCUGAGGGAGUGCCCUUCCGAAGACCAUCCACGUUUGGCAUUCCGAGGCUGGAGAAGAUACUCCGGAACAAGGCCAAGAUCAAGUUCAUCAUUAAAAAACCUGAGAUGUUUGAGACGGCCAUCAAAGAGAGCACCUCUUCCAAAAGCCCUCCCAGGAAGAUAAACUCAUCGCCCAGUGUUAAUACCACUGCAUCAGGGGUAGAAGACCUCAACAUCAUCCAGGUGACGAUUCCAGAUGAUGAUAAUGAACGACUGUCCAAAGUUGAAAAGGCCAGGCAGCUUCGGGAGCAAGUCAAUGACCUGUUCAGCCGGAAGUUUGGUGAAGCUAUUGGGAUGGACUUCCCCGUGAAGGUGCCCUACAGGAAAAUCACCAUCAACCCCGGCUGUGUGGUGGUGGACGGCAUGCCUCCCGGGGUGACCUUCAAAGCCCCCAGCUAUCUGGAGAUCAGCUCCAUGAGAAGGAUCUUAGAUUCUGCUGAGUUUAUCAAGUUCACUGUCAUUAGACCAUUUCCAGGACUUGUGAUUAACAACCAGCUGGUGGACCAGAAUGAGUCAGAAGGCCCUGUGGUACAAGACUCGGCCGAGGCAAGCCAGUUGGAAGUUCCAGCAGCAGAAGAGAUUAAGGAAACGGAUGGGAGCUCACAGAUCAAGCAGGAGCCAGACCCCACGUGGUAGGCUGUGUCCGUCUAGGUUCCGCUUCCGGUGUGAGUAGUGGAGGAGAGCUUUCAGACCCGUUCCUGCCAGCUCUGUAAUAUACUUGUAUAACAGAAAUACCUUCUAUACAAACCUUCUUUUCUACUUUUAGAUAGAAAUGUCUUCUUUCUAGCAGUUCUGUGAAUUGAACUACGCAGCGUGAUGAGGCGCAUGCCUGGCUGGCUUGGGAAUGCACUAGAAGGAUUUCGCAGCAGUGCUGGAAAGAGACGGGGAAUGGCAGGGACAACUCUUAAUGUUUUUAUGCAUCGGGCAGAGCCUUGGGCUGCGGCGCGUGCUCCAGUCAGUGGAGAGCUCCCUGCUGGGCAUCUCGGCCUCCGCAGCGAAGAGAAUCCCUGUGCUAGUCAGUGCUUUAGUUUUUCUAUUGAAAAUCAUUUCCGUGAUCUUGCACUCGGCUCCCCUUCCUGCCCGAGGGAGGGCUGCUGUCUGUACAUGUGACUAAGCCUUUUCCUAAGCUCCUUCAUGGUUCCUCUGUUUUCACUGUAAUGAAAAGCAAAGCCGGCCCGGCUCACCCGACGGCCAUUGAGAAGCCAGUGUGUCCGCGUGCAGCUAGAGAGUGUGUUCUCAGAGCCUCUUCACCGUUACUUUGCAGCAAGUAAAUUUCUGGGUGUAUCCUGAAGGUCAGAGGUCGGAGGUCAGGUAUGCAUGCUUGAGCAGCUGGGUGACUCUAAACCCUCCCCAGCUGGGACCCACAGUGGCCUGGGGUGCUGCAGCUCUGGGUACAGUCAGGCUUGGCUGUGUGCCUGUAUGGUUGGUCUCUAACUGCCUGUCUAGCCAAGGCGCCAGCAUGGGGAGUGAGGCACCUGGGAGUUCACUCCCUCUGUGGGCCUACCUGUGGAGGCUCACCGAUGAUGCAGUUGUACAAAAUCAUGGCUCUUGGCCAGGCGCGGUGGCGCACACCUGUAAUCCCAGCACUCUGGGAGGCAGAGACAGGCGGAUCUCUGAGUUCGAGGCCAGCCUGGUCUAAAAAUAAUAAUAAUAAUAACAGCUCUCAAAAGUUAGAGGAUGUGAUGGCACAGUUCUCAGUAGCGUCACCAUGAUGUUCACAAUGGGAAAUUAUAUCACACGGUAGCAGAGAUAGGCAUUUUUAUGUGUUCCUUAUAUUUUACCUCAAAUUGUAGAUAUAGGGUAAUAAAUAAAAUCCAUCCAUGCCUUUCACAUGCAAACCCA